AUGGUUCCGAGCGAUGAGGACAAGGCAAGGAUCCUGGCGGUGAUGACAAGGUUCCUGGCGGUGAGGACAAGGUUACUGGCGGUGUGGACAAGGUUCCUGGCAGUGAAAACAAGGUUACUGGCUGUGAGAACAAGGUUACUGGCAUGAGGACAAGGUUCCUGGCUGUGAGGACAAGGUUCCUGGCGGUGAGGACAAGGUUCUUGGCGGUGACGAAAAGGUUCCUUGCGUCCUGGCGGUGAGGACAAAGUUUCUGGCGCUGGGGACAAGGUUCCUGGCUGUGAGUACAAGGUUCCUGGCGGUGAGGACAAGGUUACUGGCGGUGAGGGAUAGGGCCUGGCGGUGACGACAAUGUUCCUGGCGGUGAGGACAAGGUUCCUGCCGGUGACGACAAGGUUACUGGCUGUGAGGACAAGGUUGCUGGCCGUUAGGACUAGGUUCCUGGCGGUGAGAUCAAGGUUCCUGGCCGUGAGGACAAGGCUCCUGGCGGUGAGGUCAAGGUUCCUGGCCGUGAGGACAAGGUUCCUGGCCGUGAGGACAAGGUUCCUGGCCGUGAGGACAAGGUUCCUGGGCAUGAAGACAAGGUUCCCUGCGGUGACGACAAGGUUCCUGGCUGUGAGAACAAGGUUCCUGGCGGUGACGACAAAGUUACUGGCUGUGAGGACAAGGUUCCUGGCGGCGAGGACUAGGUUCCUGGCUGUGAGGACAAGGUUCCUGGCGGUGAGAACAAGGUUCCUGGCGGUGAGGACAUUGUUACUGACGUUGAAGGCAAGGUUCCUGGCGGUAAAGACACGGUUCAUGGCGGUGAGGACAAGGUUACUGGCGGUGAGGACAAGCUUCCUGGUGGUGAGGACAAGGUUACUGGCGGUGAGGACAAGGUUACUGGCGGUGAGGACAAGGUUUCUGGAAGUGAGAACAAGGUUCCUGGCGGUGAGGACAAGGUUGCUGGGCGUGAGGACAAGAUUCCUGGCGGUGAGAACAAGGUUCCUGGGGUUGAGGACAAGGUUCUUGGGCGUGAGAACAAGGUUCCUGGGCGUGAAGACAAGGCUGCUGCCGGUGACGACAAGGUUCGUGGCGGUGAGCACAAGGUUCCUGGCGGUGAGGACAAGGUUACUGGCUGUGAGGACAAGUUUCCGGGCGGCGAAGACUAGGUUCCUGGCGGUGAGGACAAGGUUCCUGGCUGUGAGGACAAGGUUGCUGGCCGAAAGGACUAGGUUACUGGCGGUGAUAUCAAGGUUACUGGCGGUGAGGGCAAGGUUCCUGGCGGUGACGACAAGGUUCCUGGCGGUGGGAACAAGGUUCCAGGCGGUGAGGAUAAGGGUCCUGGCGGUGAGGACAAGGUUUCUGGCGGUGAGGAAAAGGUUCCUGCCAAUGAGAACAAGGUUACUGGCUGUGAGAACAAGGUUACUGGCAUGAGGACAAGGUUCCUGGCCUUGAGAACAAGGUUCCUGGCGGUGACGACAAGGUUCCUGCCGGUGAGGACAAGGUUCUUGGCGCUGAGGAAAAAGUUCCUGGCGUCCUGAUGCUGAGAACAAGGCUCCUGGCGGUGAGGACAAGGUUCCUGGCGGUGAGGACAUUGUUACUGACGGUGGAGGCAAGGUUCCUGGCGGUAAAGACACGGUUCCUGGCGGUGAGGACAAGGUUACUGGCGGUGAGGACAAGCUUCCUGGUGGUGAGGACAAGGUUCCUGGCGGUGAGGACAAGGUUGCUGGGCGUGAGGACAAGAUUCCUGGCGGUGAGAACAAGGUUGCUGGGGUUGAGGACAAGGUUCCUGGGCGUGAGAACAAGGUUCCUGGGCGUGAAGACAAGGCUGCUGCCGGUGACGACAAGGUUCGUGGCGGUGAGCACAAGGUUCCUGGCGGUGACGACAAGGUUACUGGCUGUGAGGACAAGUUUCCGCGCGGCGAAGACUAGCUUCCUGGCGGUGAGGACAAGGUUCUUGGCUGUGAGGACAAGGUUGCUGGCCGUAAGGACUAGGUUCCUGGCGGUGAUAUCAAGGUUACUGGCGGUGAGGGCAAGGUUCCUGGCGGUGACGACAAGGUUCCUGGCGGUGGGAACAAGGUUCCAGGCAGUGAGGAUAAGGGUCCUGGCGGUGAGGACAAUGUUCCUGGCGGUGAGGAAAAGGUUCCUGGCAAUGAGAACAAGGUUACUGGCUGUGAGAACAAGGUUACUGGCAUGAGGACAAGGUUCCUGGCCUUGAGAACAAGGUUCCUGGCGGUGACGACAAGGUUCCUGGCGGUGAGGACAAGGUUCGUGGCGCUGAGGAAAAAGUUCCUGGCGUCCUGAUGCUGAGAACAAGGCUCCUGGCGGUGAGGACAAGGUUCGUGGCCGGGAGGACAAGGUUCCUGGCUGUGAGGACAAGCUUCCUUGCCGCGAGUACAAGAUUCCUGGCCGUAAGGACAAGGUUCUUGGCCGUGAGAACAAUGCUCCUGAGCGUGAGGACAAGGUUCCUGGUGGUGAGGACAUGGUUCCUGGCGGUGAGGAGAAAUUUCCUGGCGGUGAGGACAAGGUUCCUGGCGGUGACGACAAGGUUCCUCGCGGUGAUGUCAAGGUUGCUGGCGGUGAGGACAAGGUUACUGGCGGUGAGGACAAAGUUCCUGGGGGCGAGGACAAGGUUACUGGCUGUGACGACAAGGUUACCUGCUGUGAGGACAUGGUUCCUGGAUUGGAGGACUAGGUUCCUGGCGGUGAGGACAAGGUUCGUGGCGGUGAGGACAAGGUUCCUGGCGGCGAGGACAAGGUUACUGGCUGUGAGGACAAGGUUGCUGGCCGUAAGGACUAGGUUCCUGGCGGUGAUAUCAAGGUUCCUGCCCGUGAGGACAAGGCUCCUGGCGGUGAGGACCAGGUUCCUGGCCGUGAGGACAAGGUUCCUGGCCAUGAGAACAAGGUUCCUGGCGGUGAGGACAAGGUUACUGGCGGUUAGGAUAAGGUUCCUGACGGUGAGGACAAGGUUACUGGCGAUGAGGACAAGGUUUCUGCCGGUGAGGACAAGGUUCCUGGCGGUGAGGACAUGGUUCCGGGCGAUGAGGACAAGGUUCCUGGCGGUGAUGACAAGGUUCCCGGCGGUGAGGACAAGGUUCCUGGCGGUGUGGAAAAGGUUCCUGGCAGUGAAAAGAAGGUUAGUGGCUGUGAGAACAAGGUUACUGGCAUGAGGACAAGGUUCCUGGCUGUGAGGACAAGGUUCCUGGCGGUGAGGACAAGGUUCUUGGCGGUGAAGACAAGGUUCCUGGCGGUGAGGACAAGGUUACUGGCUGUGACGACAAGGUUACCGGCUGUGAGGACAAGGUUCCUGGAGGCGAGGGCUAGGUUCCUGGCUGUGAGGACAAGGUUCGUGGCGGAGAGGACAAGGUUUCUGGCGCCGAGGACAAGGUUACUGGCUUUGAGGACAAGGUUGCUGGCGGUGAGGACAAGGUUGCUCACGCUAAGGACAAGGUUCCUGACGCUGAGGACAAGGUACCUGGCGAGCAGGACAAGGUUCCUGGCGCUGAGGAUAAGGUUCCUGGCGCUGAGAACAAGGCUCCCGGCGGUGAGGACAAGGUUCCUGGCGAUGAGGACAAUAUUCCUGGCGGUGAGGACAAGUUUCCUGGCGGUGAGGAAAAGGUUCCUGGCGGAGAGGACAAGGUUCCUGGCGGUGAGCACAAGGUUCCUGGCGGUGACGACAAG
Messenger RNA from Paramuricea clavata, 3660 nucleotides. The record is from the annotation of a GenBank genome assembly. NCBI's taxonomy places the organism in Eukaryota, Metazoa, Cnidaria, Anthozoa, Malacalcyonacea, Plexauridae.